AUGUUCAACCCCAUCGCGCGACCGAUCGUCGUUUGCAGAGAACAAAUGAGGGCCCCCAAGAGAAAUGGUUCACGCAACACGGGCAUGGUUCGGGCGAACUCUGGCAGUGAGACAGAACUUUCCGUCCGCAGCAAUACCAGCAGUCAGGACGAAAGCCGCUUGUCCGACUGCGACGAAACGGCUUCCACGGUUCGGACAAAGUGGAGCUACGACACGAUGACCACGGUGCCAGAGGUGGCUGAGGCCUUCCGGGGAUUCGCGCACCGGGCGCUGUGCCAGGAGUCCAUCAUGUUUCUGGAGGCAGUCACCCAGUAUGAAAGCGGGGACUACAGCAUUGCGAAGCCUAUAGCCAGUCAGUUCGCGGCGUUCAACGCGAUAGUCAAGCGCUUCGUAGCCGACGGGGCGCUGGAUGAGAUCAACAUCGGCGGUACGGACAAGGAGCGCAUCCUGAAAAUCUUCCAGUGCGGUUCCACCGCGUUUUUCGAAAUGAACGACGCGGGGCGAAGGCUGGUGCUCAACAAGGCAUAUAUCGAGAUCAGGGACAUGCUGGAGACGAAUCUCUUGUAUCGGUUUCUUCACACGGAAGCCUUCAGAACGCUCUUAGCGGAGGCCGACCCUGAUCCCGGACCCUUUCCCGCGAGCGGCGGGCCCUAACACCAGCGGGAACAUGCCGGCGUCGGAACCGGAACGGCCAAUUCUUGUGAAGAUGACAUCAACCACAGCGACAACAGCACCGACAGCGACCUCCACACCAUGCGUACGGGGGGGCGGGGGAGGGCUGUUGUAUUUCAUGCUUCCGCAGUUUUUCUUUUUUUAUGCCGACCGAGGAGGGAGUGUUCGACUGGUUCGGUGUUGCCCUCGAAGGCUUUUUCGCGUGCGGCGGGAUGGUUAGAAGGAACCUUCCCACUUACUGUUAUCUCAGGCCGACCUCAUGGUGGCACCGAGGUUGUUUGCUGGGCCGUCUCGAAUUCUGUGCGGGUGGAUUUUGCGCUGUUCUCGCGCCGGCAAGUUUGUACAGUGUAUGAAGACCUUUGUUCGAUCGUCGUCGAAGCGCGACAAUGAAUGUUGGGAUUUUGCCGGGGUACCGUAGUGUUACUGUAAUCGUCUGCUGGCGGGUGGAGCUUGAUACUCGUUCAUGUAUUAUAGUAGAUUUCCAGGAGUGGGGCUACGGCAGGGGUGUGUGUGUCUUUUUGUCAUUAGCAUCGACCGAGCUCUGUGUAUAGGGAUGGGGGAGGAGACCCAGGACACGCUCACUGGUUUUCUAGGGUCUGGAGAAACGAAGGGGGCGGUGGCUGAGAUUAUCACGCUGUACCGCCCGCGGUCGCUCUGCUGUUUAUUAGAGCUUGAGGUUUGUUUUAGGCACGCUCACUUGUUUCCGGGAGCUACUUGGAAAACCGCACAGCAAUCAAGCGGCUAUGACCAAGGUUGCCACGCUGUACCGACCGUGCCUGUCAUUUUACUGUUUAUGGCGUUGCGGCCAUGUAGCAGGCAGCUCAUGAUCUGCACACGUACGUGGUAGAAGUGUGUUCCAAACGAAUACUCAAACGAGCGGAGUGCACCCAACGGGACUGGUCCGUUCAUGACAAGGCGCAUCGACAUCAAAGGUUGACCUUUCUCUCGUAGCGGUUGUCAUGGGAGAAAUUCCUUUUCCUCAGGUCAAGCCUGCCGAGAAUUUCCCAUCGCGAAUGAAUGGUAAAGAGCAGUGGACGUUGGGGGCCCGUCCGAUUCUCGCCAAGAUAUUGAACAUGCUUCCUCGAUCUGGCAAUGGCCAGUAGCCUUCGCGGGUCUAAAUUAGCAAGCAACAGAUGGAUAAAAUAUGGGAUCAUCGGCGGAAUUGCGGGAGAUGCGGUUAGGGUUCGGGUUUACAUAACCCCUGCUUCUCUAUUUCAUAGAUGAGUGUAAUUUCUUCGCGUAAACAGACCAUAUUGACUGUUGUGUCGGCGCGCAGAUUGGAUUCAGUUUCGAAUAGAAGAUGCAGGUUCGAUUUCCCUCCCGCUCUUGCGUGUGCGGGGUGAAUUGGUGUUGGAAUUCAUCCAUUUCUUUUUGUGCUGCGCUCGUGCAUGUGACUAUGUAGGGUAGAGUUGCUUUUCCUGUUUUCGCAUGACACCCCGCCGGUCCUCAUUGUAACUUGAAU
This is a messenger RNA of Ectocarpus siliculosus, 2134 nucleotides long. The record is from the annotation of a GenBank genome assembly. NCBI's taxonomy places the organism in Eukaryota, Phaeophyceae, Ectocarpales, Ectocarpaceae.